Messenger RNA from Dromaius novaehollandiae (emu), 3352 nucleotides. RefSeq names its product DNA cross-link repair 1B (gene DCLRE1B). The transcript is spliced from 5 exons. Gene Ontology annotation, biological process: interstrand cross-link repair; double-strand break repair via nonhomologous end joining; telomere maintenance. Gene Ontology annotation, molecular function: 5'-3' DNA exonuclease activity; damaged DNA binding. The coding region runs from base 140 to 1585 and encodes 481 amino acids. The record is from RefSeq and is a predicted model, not a curated record. Lineage: Eukaryota; Metazoa; Chordata; Aves; Casuariiformes; Dromaiidae.
CCCUCUGCGCCUGCGCCGCGCCGCCCGCCAAAUUGGGCGGGAAGCGGCUGCGCGGGAGCCGCUCGCCGCCUGCGCGCGCCGGGCCCCUGCCGGCGGGGCCGGGGCCGGGGCCGGGGCCGGGGCCGGGGCCGGGGUCGCCAUGAACGGGACGGUGAUCCCCGGCACGCCCAUCGCCGUGGACUUCUGGAGCGUGCGGCGGGCGGGCGGCGCCCGGCUCUUCUUCCUGUCGCACAUGCACUCGGACCACACGGUGGGGCUGUCCAGCACCUGGAGCCGCCCCGUCUACUGCUCGCCGCUCACCGCCCGCCUCCUGCACCGCCGCCUCCAGGUGCCGGCGCGCUGGAUCCGGCCGCUGGAGGUGGGGCAGAGCCACGUGCUGGGCGAGGGGGACGCGGUGACGGUGACGCUGCUGGACUCCAACCACUGCCCCGGCUCCGUCAUGUUCCUCUUCGAGGGCGCCUUCGGCACCAUCCUCUACACAGGGGACUUCCGCUACGCCAGCGCCAUGCAGCAGGAGCCGGCGCUGCGGGGCCGCCGCCUCGACCGCCUCUACCUGGACAACACGCACUGCCACCCGGGGCGCAGCCUGCCCUCGCGCUGCCGCGCCGCCCGCCUGGCCGCCCGCCUCAUCCGCGCCCACCCGCGCCACCACGUCGUCGUCGGUAUGUAUAGCCUGGGGAAGGAGACGCUGCUGGUGGACCUGGCGGUGGAGUUCGGCACCUGGGUUGUGGUGAGCCCCUGGCGCCUGGAGCAGAUGCGGCUGCUGGAGCUGCCUGACGUGUUCACCACCGAGGAGGGGGCCGGCUGGAUCCGUGCUGUGGACGUUGCCGAGAUCCGCUGGGACACCCUCGUCAGCUGGAACCUGCUGCACCCUACCAUCGCCAUCCUACCCACUGGCAGGCCCGUGAAGGUCACCCACCCCAAAAUCCACCCCAUUCCCUAUUCUGAUCAUUCAUCCUUUUCAGAGCUGUGUGAGUUUGUGAAGUGGUUGAAACCCUGCUCAGUCAUCCCGAUUGUGAGGGGCAGCAUGUGUCAACUUUACUUUGAGAAAUAUCUGAGUUCUGACCGCCAGGAGCUUCCUGACCUCAAAAUGCCAGAGCCUGUGCAAGAGUUUGUACAGCAGAAAAAGAAAAAGAAAGGACAGGAACCUGUGUGUCUGUUGAAAAGAGCUGCCCAGCAUUCUGUGCCUCGAGGAGUUGUUUUUGAAUCCCCAGAGAAACAUACUGACAAGUCUGAAGAGUUUAGGGACGUUAAGGUUCCUCGGCAGAACUGUGAGUCAGCUUUUUGCUCCAAAGAAGGCUGUAUUUGUUGUCACACAUGCAAGGAGAAAGGGGAGGAAAUCGAGAUGGAUAUCAGCAGCUGCAGUCCUCGGAGCCAGUGUACGUCAGCUCAGCUGAACGGAGAACAUCCAGCAGUAGUAAUAUCAACUAGCCCUGUUAGCCAGUCACCGGCUUCUGAUGAGGACAUUCCAUGUGGCUUGGCAGAGCAGUAUUUACUCACUCCUUUAAAUGUCCUGAAGCAGAAUUCCUUAGAGAAAUUUGACAAGCUGGUAGAAGAAUUCUUUAGGAGGGAGGAAGCAUCCUGAAGUCUGUGACACUUGCCUAGGCAGUUGAUAAUGGCAGGUGAACGAAACAGUGACUGAAGUCCCAGAUUCCAAGUCCUGCUCUUGGCUUGCAGCCUCUCCGUGGCUCAGAAUGAAUGCUUGCAUUCUGAGUCACUGCUCCAUUUAGGUAUGUUGCAAAUGACCUUUGAGAUUCAAUGCAUUUUGCUAAUGAUGUUUUGUGGCAUUCAGCCUUUUCCCUUCUAUUCUCAUCUUCCCUAAAUGAAGUAGACAACCUCCAGGUGAACCUCAGAGCAAAAUGGAGUAGUAAGAGCAUUAAUGCUUUGCAAAGGCCACCGAGUUCUUCAGAUCACACAAACAGAACUGGAAAUCACAGAGACUUCAAAGGCGGGAAUCUGCUCCACGUGUCUGAACACCCAGUUAAAACUGCAGAAGAAAUGCUGGGUUCUGCUACUGGAGCAUAAAAGGUAAUUCCUGCCACUUCAGGAGGAAAUUAUCCAAAUUAUGUAAAACCGGGGGAAAGCGAGACCUCUCCGUAGGUUUAAAAGAAAAGAAAAGCUGGAGAGUCUUGACAAACAGUCAGCUUGGAGAUCGUUGCUUCAGCACAGCUGGUGUGUGAGGCAUUUUAGCGCGCCAAACAUGUUUCCUCCUUCUGUUAGGCAUAAAUACUUCUAUCAUGUAUUAUUCUAAAAUCCUGGAAAACAAAGCACAGUCUCCUGGGGAAAGUCGUGACAGUGACCUAUGGCAGAGCUCUAAGAUUUCUGAGAAUUCUUCAGCUACCUCUGGAGGCUCCUGGCAAUAAAUAGCUGGCUACUUACAGGCCUUGUUCUCCCUCAUGCUUGCCUCCACAACUUCCCUCUGUUCCUACCACCAGCUUAGCUCACAGGGGGGUGUUAUUGCAGUCAAAGAGCUGGAGUGUCAUGUAUACCAGGUCUGAACGUGCUGCUUCCAGCUCUGCUGCGUGGAGUUCUGUCAACACUGCUACCAUGGGUGUGUUUUGCUUACAGCAGUGGCAAUGAAAAGCUGUAGCCAAGUGUUAGCUUGGCUAUGCAGUAUCUAGCACUAUGUUAUAAUCAUCCCUGCAAGAAAAAAAAAAUGCUCUGACCAAAGCCCUUCCAAAUCUAAAUACGCAGCUUGAGCUGCUUAUCUGUAUUCCACAGUUGGCCAAGCCCCAGUGGGAUGAACCAACUCACCCAAGGUCUCAGCUCUUGAGUUCCCUUCGGCAAGUGCUUUAAUCACAAGGCUGCCUAUUUAGCUUUUCAGCACUAUUUUAACAAGCUGUGAUCAAACACUAGCCUGUCAUGAGGGUAGGGCAGGCUUAUGGUGCUGGAAACAGGAGCUGUCUGCUGAGCUCCUUCCACAUAGUUGCCAAGCCAAUCAGUGUUCUAUGAAACAGUUUAUUUGGCUCUAGCUUCUCUCUAACUGUAGGAAACCAUGAAGGAGUGCCCUAGCUAUCCUGUGGAGAGAAAGAAAUGGACUCUUACGAAUUUACGUCCCCACCAGGGACAGAGGUAACACUUAGAUAGCUUGUGUGCUCCACAGCAAGCAAACAUAAUGUAGCUUUGUAGGUAACGCCCUAAAGCACUCUUCUCAGUGUUUAGAGCAGUGCUUCCCAUAGUACAAGGCUAAAACACUCAUGACCUCACUUCUGUCUUCUCUGCUGCAGAGUUUUUGUCCAUUUCUGUAGCACAGAGUCUUUAUUGUUGCUAUUUUUCAGAUAUGAAGAUUGUGUAACAGGGAAAUCCUCCUUUUCUUGUUCACCAAUAAAAUUUAUUCAGGGAGUUUACAUAA